Messenger RNA from Aureobasidium namibiae CBS 147.97, 1410 nucleotides. RefSeq lists its product as uncharacterized. The record is from RefSeq and is a predicted model, not a curated record. Gene Ontology annotation, biological process: carbohydrate metabolic process. NCBI's taxonomy places the organism in Eukaryota, Fungi, Ascomycota, Dothideomycetes, Dothideales, Saccotheciaceae. The annotation marks the transcript as partial. The transcript has a single exon. Gene Ontology annotation, molecular function: hydrolase activity, hydrolyzing O-glycosyl compounds.
UCCAACAGAAACGUCUCUUACACAAAUCCCAUCUUGUCAGGAUGGAAUAGCGACCCGAGUUGUGUCUUUGUGGCCGAACUUGACAAUACUACCUUUUGCAGUACUUCAUCUUUCCUUGCAUAUCCUGGUGCACCAGUCUACGCCUCGAAGGACCUCAUCAACUGGAAACUAGCAAGCAAUGUGAUCAAUCGCCCUGAGCAGCUUCCAACUCUCCAGACCAGCAACAAUAUCCAGGGAGGUGGUAUAUUUGCUUCUACCCUUCGCUAUCACAAUAGCACCUUUUACCUCAUCACCACCUACAUUCUGAGUCCCUUGCCUCCCACCUUCUAUAUCUUCACCUCCAAGGAUGCAACAAAUGACUCGGCUUGGUCAAUGCCAUUCGCUAUCGAGACUCCGUACAUCAUCGAUCCUGAUAUCUUCUUCGACGAUGAUGGCAGUGUUGUUGUCGCAUAUGCUGGUCACCCGAUCAAGGCGCAGAUCAUUGAUAUGAAGACUGGUAACGCCACUGAGACAUUCGACAUGUGGAAUGGCACUGGCAAUGGCUUCACUGAGGGACCUCAUAUUUACAAGAAGGAUGGGUACUACUACUUGUUGGUUGCAGAAGGCGGAACGGAGCUUGGUCACUCAGCUGCCAUCGCUCGAUCGAAAUCACUCAGGGGACCUUGGGAAGGGUCGCCAUCCAACCCUCUGGUCAGCAACCGCAGGACAAAUGAUUACUUCCAAUCAGUUGGACAUGCCGACCUCUUCCAAGAUGCUUCUGGCAAUUGGUGGGGAUGCGCUUUGGGUGUGCGAGGUGGACCUACACUCUACAAUCAGACCGUCUUCCCGAUGGGUAGAGAAACAUCGCUCUUUCCUGUUACCUGGCCCAAGGGGGGAUGGCCGGUUGCCAGUCAGGUUCGUGGCAGGAUGACUGGACCUUUGCCCUCUCCGACCCGUAACGUGAGCGGUGAGGGUUUGUUUGCAGGAGAAGCCGAUGUCGUUGACUUUGUGCCUGGCUCAGCUAUACCCAAGCAUUUCAAUUUCUGGCGUACUCCUGCAAGGCUCGAAUCAUUCACCAUCUCCCCAAAGAAUAGGCCCAACACGCUGAGAUUGACUGCCUCAAGAGCAAAUUUGACUGGACGGGCUGACUUCAAUGCUACUGACGGUUUGACACUGGUGAUGCGCCGUCAAGCACAUACACUCUUCAACUACACUGUCGACGUAGAACUUCUUAGCAAUGUUGCUCAAGAUGGCGAUGAAGUCGGCGUGACAAGCUUCCUGGACCAGUACCAACAUGUUGACCUCGGUGUUGUCUAUCUGUCUAAGAACAAGAAGGUGUCUCCAUAUCUACGCUUCAGAGCCACGACGUUUGGCAAGACCAACUUUACUGGAAUCGUUCCGGAAACCAAAAUUAUUGCCUUGCCUUCCGAC